This is a messenger RNA of Morchella sextelata, 1215 nucleotides long. RefSeq lists its product as uncharacterized. Gene Ontology annotation, molecular function: protein binding. The record is from RefSeq and is a predicted model, not a curated record. Bases 1 to 1215 code for a protein of 404 amino acids. The transcript has a single exon. NCBI's taxonomy places the organism in Eukaryota, Fungi, Ascomycota, Pezizomycetes, Pezizales, Morchellaceae.
AUGCCUCUUUUCAAGCUCCCCAACGAACUGUUGAUCUCCAUCGCCGAGCACCUAGACGUAUCCGGCAUAAAUAAUCUCUCUCGAACAAAUCGUCGCCUAUGCAUUCUCUUAACAUCACUAUUACAUGAUAGAAUGGACUACGACUAUGUUCUCUUGUGGGCAGCAAAGCAUCAGCGAAAGGCACUGCUGGAGAUUGCUCUUGAAAAAGGCGCAGACAUCGAGGCUGCAGACGAUUCGGGUCGGAAUGCUCUCAGCUGGGCAGCAGCUUCCGGUUACAACGAUAUUAUAUUUUAUCUACUUGAUGAGGGAGCCGAUAUUGAAAGCAAGGAUUCUUUAACAAUGACCGCUCUUCACAGAGCGGCAAUUCAUGGCGCUGAACGGACGGUUACGAUUCUCCUAGAACGAGGCGCUAAUGUUGCUGCGUGCACCAGUGUUGAUGACACUGCGCUGCAUUGGGCGUCGUUCCACGGCCAUCUAGGAGUAGCGAGGAUUCUUCUUGAUGCAGGAGCUCCUGUUGAUGCGAAGGGAGGCCAGCUCAAAUACACACCCUUGAUCAGCGCAGCAUACACCGGCUGGGACGAAGUGGUGAAGCUUCUUCUAGACUAUAAAGCUGAAAUUUCUGCGCACACCAACCAGAACGAUACGGCGCUACAUUAUGCGGUCGCUGCGAAUUCAACUUCCAUUGCAAAUAUACUACUAGAUCGGGGAGCUUCUAUCGAGAGUCCGGGUUCAAAUGAGAUUACCCCCCUUGGUGUAGCCGCCCACAGAGGGCAUCUUGAGGUUGCGAAAAUGCUUCGACAAAGAGGAGGCAACGUUCUGGCCCGAAAUGUUGAAGGUCAAACGGUAUUGCAUCUGGCUACAAGAGAUGGACAUGUUGAUAUGGUUCGGCAGCUACUGGAUGAUGGUGCCGAUAUUGCUGCACAGGAUAAACUAGGCAAAACGGCACUGCACACCGCAGCAGUUUUUGCCCACGAGCAGACAAUGAUGAUGCUUGUGUCUAGAGGGGCGAAUCUUCUUAUGAAAGAUGAAGAGGGGCGGAUACCAUACGAUAUAGCGGUUGUAUACGGCUGGAAAGACAUAGCGGAUACUCUCCUCGAUCCAAAGAUGGAAUCAUUACUCAGCCCCAGACGCCGUAAGUGGCGCCGGCGAGCGGGAGAUUGGAUGAAAUCUCUUGAAUCCUCUAUCCACCGGAAAAAAGGGAAACCAGUAUCCUGA